This is a messenger RNA of Paraphaeosphaeria sporulosa, 1450 nucleotides long. RefSeq lists its product as uncharacterized. Gene Ontology annotation, biological process: tRNA wobble uridine modification. The transcript has a single exon. Gene Ontology annotation, cellular component: elongator holoenzyme complex; cytosol; nucleus. Lineage: Eukaryota; Fungi; Ascomycota; Dothideomycetes; Pleosporales; Didymosphaeriaceae. The coding region runs from base 270 to 1295 and encodes 341 amino acids. Gene Ontology annotation, molecular function: tRNA binding. The record is from RefSeq and is a predicted model, not a curated record.
CGGCAGCGCUUGCGCAUCCCACCUUCAUCCAGGACUUCGAAGCUGCUACUGGAACGACCCCACUGCCCAAGUGGAUCUGCGAGCUCUACACCUAUCGCACCAAACCUAAGAAGCCCGAGAGCCGUCUUAGCCAGACACUCAAGCCCAAGGAUCGUUCUGCGGACGCCCCGAACUGGACCAAGCGCACCAACAACUUCCAGUCCAAAGGCUGUAUUCGCAAGCGCAAGAUUGGGAUCGCAAGCCCGCGCGAACGCAACUCCAAGUACGCCAUGCCACGCCCAAUCAAUGCGGUGCAGUACCAGCGCCAUGCCAUUCAGCUUAUAUCCAGCGUGCUCAACACCCGCGCCAAUGCUUCACCAUUCACCUUGAUCCUGGACGACCUCAACCAGCGCGCCAUCCCAUUCCUCCAGCAGCUUGUCAUUCGCGCUCUCUCCCGCAAUAUCAACGUUGUCAUCGUCUCUUUCGAGAGCACGCGCUUCCAACCUGCCGUGCGCAAUGUCUCCGCCUGGGGCAACCGCACGGCCGCCACCAUCCUUGCCGACAUCGAGCAAGCCCUCAGCGACCGUAAAGAGAGCCUCGUCAUCAUCGACUCCAUGUACGACGCCGUCGCCACCAAGAAUAUUGAUACCUCCACGCUGUUCAAUCUCGUCGUCAUGAAGUACACCUCCAACCUCGUCGGCGUCUACCACACCGACGUGCUCCCCGAGCCUUCCGCCUCCGGCGCCGACGCCUAUGCCCCGCAGCCGCUGGAGCUGCUGAAGUUCAUGGCCACCUCCAUCAUCACUUGCCGCUCCCUGUCGCACGUGCUCGCCGCCAAAGCCGCGCGCGAGCGCUCCCUCGCCGAGCCGACAUUUGGCAUGCAGAGCGGCGCCGAGGGCAUCGUGCAGUGCCUCCACGCCAACGACCAGCGCGGCAUCGUCCUUGAAGCCGAGUUCCGCCGCAAGUCCGGCCGACCCGAGUCAGAGACGUACUUCCUCCGUCCCGGUCGUGAUUCCGACUUCCACCAGCCUGUCGGUCCACAACAGCUCUACGGCACGCUGAAGCAAGAGUUCGUGAUCCUGCUCGAGCAGCACCCUGCCUUUGCGAACAAAGAUGCUGUCGGCAUGGUGGUUGCCGCGGACGAUGAGAUGGAGACGUCGUUCAACUUGGGCUUGACCGACAAGCAGAAGGCAGCGCGCGAGGGUGUUGUUCUUCCUUACUUCGAUGCGCAGAAGCAGGAGGGUGGUGAGGGUGGUCGCAUUCUCUACGACAUGGGCGAGGAGGAUGACUUCGAUGAGGAGGAGGACGAGAUCUGAGUACCGCGACUCGACUCUUGCAUGCUCGGUUGGAAUGACUCGUACCCAAGUAUGAAAAGCGAUUGCUCUGGCGUAACGGCGUUUUGGUGGGUCACCUGGAUUCCUGAGAUACCCUCAUGGUCAAAGGCGUUUGGUUUAAUCGGUCCACAAUGGCU